CGCUCCCCUCCCCCCAUUCAGCCACUAGCAGUAAUGUUCCUGUGUGUUUACUACUGUAUUUAGGAUAAGGACACGGUCACGUAUAUGUUCGGAGUCUUCAACAAAAAGUCUUGGUUUUAGUAUUUUUUAAAUAUACCUUUUAGGAAUCCACCAUGCCCAAAAGAAAGGGUGCUGAGGGUGAUGCAAAGGAAGAGCCUCAGAGAAGAUCUGCACGGUUAUCUGCAAGACCAGCUCCUCCCAAGCCUGAACCGAAGGCAAAAAAGCCAGCAAAGAAAGACAAAGUGGUUAAAGACAAGAAAGAGGACAAAAAGAACAAGGGGAAGGCCAAGGAAUCUACAGAGCCAGAGGCUAAUGAGGAGAAUCACUCAGAAAAUGGAGAAGCCAAGAGCAAUGCGGUUGAGGAGACUCCAGCAGAAAAUGAGGAGGCAAAGUCUGAGUAGCACCACUGACUCACAUCAGCUGCCUCCUUGUCCAGUUCCCUUUUUUUUUUCUUCCACCGUUCAAAAGUGCUCUCACGCAUGCUGUCGCCCCUCUCUUCAAGGCAUAUUGUUAACAGAGGAAUAUUUUUAUCAAUGAUUUUAUAAGUAUCAGUACAGAUUUUUAGCACAAACUAAAGCUGAAUGCGGCAUACCUUGCAGAUUUGCAGCAGUAAAACUUAGUUUCUGCAAGAUGAACACACUAAUCUUUUUUUAAAAUGUAAUUUUGUGAGUGUUGAUGGCUUGUUUGGUCUUGUAAGAACAUAAAAGCUUCUCCAGUUUUGAGUGCUUAUCCUGUUUUUUUCUGCCCUCCCCUUAUCUGAACUAUAUUACCAUAAGUGAUCUCUCUCCUUAUAUAUGUGCAGUGAGUCUCCUUGUACUAGAUGACAUUUUUUUCCCCCUUUCUCACUUCAGUGUAUUUAGGAUGGAGGAAUACCAGAGAAGAAAAACAAACAAACAAAAAAAACAUUCCAGGGCAGAGAUACGUGGCCUGAUCUUUUUCAAUCUACCCUGCAUUGGUUCAAAAAAAAAACAAGAUUUUAUCAAGAGCAGCUCAUCCAAGACUCUGCUGUUAUGUAAAAUUUUCUAAAUGAUUUUUUUUAGGGUGAAAUUCUAAUCUUUACUGAAGUAUGCAGGUGUUCAUGUACCCUAGCUGACGUUCUGGAUGUCUCUUAAUAAAUGAAAAUCUUCAAAUUUU
Molecule: messenger RNA, 1173 nt
Organism: Neoarius graeffei (lesser salmon catfish)
Lineage: Eukaryota; Metazoa; Chordata; Actinopteri; Siluriformes; Ariidae
Gene: hmgn6
Product: high mobility group nucleosome binding domain 6
Exons: 6
Coding region: 153-440 (95 amino acids)
Biological process (GO): chromatin organization
Cellular component (GO): chromatin; nucleus
Molecular function (GO): nucleosomal DNA binding
Source: RefSeq, a predicted model, not a curated record